GGAAGGGCUUGUGAAAUUCUACAAAUUAUAUGAUUAAUGUGCUUCCAUGAUAAUGAGACCCAAGUUUGCCUUAGUGUGGCAAGUCACAAAUCAAAGUGUUUUUAUGUUUUGCAAAGAAUUGAAAGUGAUUUAUUCUUGAGACCUGGACAUAUUUUAACCAAACUAUUAAAAGUUACAUUAUUUGUAGGAACAAUUAGAAGGAUGGUAAAGCGGUGAUGGUGUUGCUUUGUUUGCUGAGGAGCUGCUGCUAUUUUUGCUGCUGCUUUAUCAAGACAAGCAAUAAUGGCUCAAAACUUGGCUUAUACAAAAGUGUCCUAAGUAAUGCACUUCCUUCCCUUCAUCACUCUUCAGUAUGGCUCAUGAUUGCUGUAAUAACAUUAUUGCAGCUUCUGUUACCUGUACAUUCUUCAUACAUCAGAUCCCCUGAAUUUUGUGAUGGCAUUGGUGGCUCGAGAGCACCAAAACAUUUGCUCUACACGGACAAGGGUCACCAGCCUCUCACAAUUGUUGCCUCAGAGUGGCCUAGUCAACAGCUGCUCUCGGAGGUGGUUGCAGUGUUGCUGCGCCAGAUGAUGGGGUACCGAGAUGUUGAGGUCUUCACCUGCAAUGAGACAGACAACUCGAGUCUGUCUGUGCUACUCAACUCGCCCCUACAACGCCAGCCAUGCAUGGAGAAAUACCAGGCCUUGCGCCCCGGCAACUCGCGUGCUCUCAUGAUGGAUCUUCUUGCAUGGAGCAGUCCUGCCCAUGUGGGAAUACUUGACCAAUACAACACCGUCAGGUAUCUAGGGACAGGAGGAAGGUUUGGGUGGUUCCUGCCGGCUGAAAUGAUAGAGAACAAAGAUCCUGCGCUGCUGGAACACUGGCGUGUCUACACCAACAAGAUUAAUCCCGCCCUCAAAACCUUUUACCGUUCCAAAGAAGAACUAGCCAAUAUUUCUGCAUUGUUCUACAACAAUGAAGGCAAGCCGCACUGCAGCGAGUCUUGGUGCGUGGGCAGCAUGUUUACUCCAGCACGCUGCGCUGGCCCUGACGCUGUCUGCGCCACUCUCUUUGCAUCCAAUACUGCUGCCUUUGCCGUGCAGGUUGUGGAGCGCUUGGCGCCUGGGGCGCACGAGUUCUCGUCGCUGCUCGCCGAAUAUUCCCGCCACCUGACGCGCCGGUCCAACUACUCCAGCAUCGCCUGCGAGUGGCUGCAGAAAAAUCUCAAUUAG
Hyalella azteca is the source of this 1214-nucleotide messenger RNA. RefSeq lists its product as uncharacterized. The coding region runs from base 216 to 1214 and encodes 332 amino acids. The transcript has 9 exons. The record is from RefSeq and is a predicted model, not a curated record. Lineage: Eukaryota; Metazoa; Arthropoda; Malacostraca; Amphipoda; Hyalellidae.